GCUUUUGCCCAAGUUCCGGACCUGACCCUUUGGUACGGACCAGACACGUACAUGGGAGCGAACCUGGUCGAGAUGCUUCAGCAGCUCUCCACCGUACCUGACGAUGAGGUUCGGUUGCUUCACCCAGACCACACCCAAGCCUCGCUCUGCGCGCUCCUGCCCCGGAUUAGAUACUUCCAGGAAGGUGCCUGCAUUGUCCAUGACAUGUUCGGGCAAGAGGUUGUUUCGCGGCUCCGGGCGGCAUACUCCGACUCUUUCCACACCGCACAUUUCGAGGUGCCCGGGGAAAUGUUUGCAUUGGCAAUGGAGGCGCGUGCAAGGGGCCGCGGCACUGUUGGGUCAACGCAAAACAUUCUGGAUUUCGUAACUGCCCGAACGAGGGAGGCGUUGGAGAGGGGUUACGAAGGGGAGAGGUUACAGUUUGUUCUUGGGACGGAGACAGGGAUGGUUACCAGUAUUGUGCAAGCGGUGCAGGACGAAUUGGCGAAGGUUGAGAGCGGUUCUGAUGGUGCCGCUGAUGUGGAAGUAGAGAUAGUGUUUCCUGUAGACAGCUCAGCAGUUGCUUCUACUAAGGAGGAUGUGGGAAACAACAGCAGCAGUGGCAGUGGGGGCAACGGCAAGGCAGCAGGGUCAGUGGCAGCAGCGAUGCUGCCAGUGGUGCCAGGCGUGAAAGGCGGGGAGGGGUGCUCUGUUACUGGGGGCUGUGCAUCGUGCCCCUACAUGAAGAUGAACUCCCUAGACGCCCUCAUGUCUGUGUGCCACAUGCUGGGUCAAGACGAUGCUCGUACGCGCCUGGCACCCUACGAGCCUGACAAGUUCGCCGAGCCUCUUGGUCCGGGCACGGUGGCGGACCUGGGCUACUUGCCGAUCCUCCACAUGAGGCAUUUCCAGAAAACGGGGCGAUUGUCUGAAGAGUUGGUUGCCGACAUAUUGACAAGGAGCCAGAGUCAGCAUGAGUAG
Closterium sp. NIES-65 is the source of this 960-nucleotide messenger RNA. The record is from the annotation of a GenBank genome assembly. NCBI's taxonomy places the organism in Eukaryota, Viridiplantae, Streptophyta, Zygnematophyceae, Desmidiales, Closteriaceae.